This is a messenger RNA of Perca fluviatilis (European perch), 1617 nucleotides long. Its product is annotated as myeloid-associated differentiation marker homolog. Gene Ontology annotation, cellular component: membrane. The coding region runs from base 345 to 1211 and encodes 288 amino acids. Lineage: Eukaryota; Metazoa; Chordata; Actinopteri; Perciformes; Percidae. The record is from RefSeq and is a predicted model, not a curated record. The transcript is spliced from 2 exons.
UAUUGCCUAUGAACACAACUGAUAAGUAAAAUGGAAGUGAACAACAGAUACUUCCCCGCUAGACAAACACUCCAUAUAACUUGAAGCCAUUUCAAGGUGUGCAAGGGCGGUGACAAGGGAGAAGGCAAAGGUUUCACAUUCACCUUACUUUCUGUGUCCGUCAUUCAGGCAGCACUAACAGAACGAGGGGCAAGGACUUACAAUAACCAAAGAGCUAUUCAAAGAAAAAUAUUAAAUCAACAAGGAUAGAGGAGACAAGCUGGUGAAAAGAGAUUAUUUCAUUAAAUAUCUAUCCAAAUCCACUGUAAACCGACCGCAGGACCAUACAUCAUCAUACAAUCACCAUGGUUACGCUGGACUUCAGGACACUAACAGUGCCAGUGGGCAUUGUGCGGAUACUGGAGGUGAUCUUCACCUGUAUAACCUUCAGCCUGGUGGCAUCAGUGGGACACAGUACUAACUCCUUCUGGACGUGGUGCAUGUUCACCUGGUGCUUCUGCUUCUGCGUCACCUUCCUCAUCAUCGUUCUGGAAUUCACCAGCCUCAGCGCUAAGUUGCCCAUCUCCUGGGAUGACUUCACUACUGCUUUUGCCAUGUUGGCUACUUUAAUGGUGCUGGCAGCAUCCAUCAUCUAUCCCAUCUUCUUCAUUAAGUUUUGCUCUAGCUGUGGCAAACAGAUUGCAGCCACUGUCCUUUCCUGUCUGACCUUCAUCCUGUACGCCGUUGAAGUCGGGCUGACCCGGGCUAAACCUGGUGAGAUCAGUGGAUUUCUGUCUACGGUCCCGGGCCUCCUUAAGGUUCUGGAGGCCUUCGUGGCCUGCAUCAUCUUCAUCUGCUUGGACUAUAACCAGUUCUCCAAGUAUGCAGGGCUCCAGUGGUGUGUUGCUGUCUACUGCAUUUGCUUCAUUUUUGCCGUCCUUGUCAUAAUUUUUACCAUCUGCCGCCUUCUGUCUCUUUUUCCCGCACCAUUUGACAAAGUCCUGACAGGCUGUAACGUGUUGGCCGUGUUGAUGUACAUCACAGCUGCAGUGGUCUGGCCAGUGUACAGCUUCAAGAAUAAUAGCAGGCCGAGCUACAGUAGCUGCCCGGUGGGUUUAUGUCCCUGGGAUAAUUUACUGGUCAUCUCUUUCAUGACUUGUUUCAACCUUGCUGCUUACAUUGCGGAUACUGUUUAUUCUUUUAGGCUGGUGUUCUUCAUCAGAAGAACGUAGGUUGUAAAUAGGCCUCAUGUUUCAGCUGUGGGAGGUCCACAAGAACUCAAAGAUUGAGAAGGAGAAUGGUAUGUAAAGCAUCUCUUGUAGAACUUUUGUGAAACAUAUUUUAUUUCACUGUUGUUUUCAUAAUAUACCCAACACACUGUUGUGGAUUUGGUCUGAAUGACUUUUAUCUGUCAUGAUGAUGCAUUCUCUGAGGACAAUUUUUUAACGUCAGUAAUCCCAAUCUGUUCUCUUUUCCUUUGUUAUCUUCCAUGAUUUUUAUUUGAUCAUCUUAAUCAUGUUAUUUUUAUACAGCGUAGCUAUAACCAUGUCAGUCUCAGUUGCAAACUCAUUUAGUGUAUUCUCUUGUCGAUCGCACUGUGUGAAAUAUGAAUAAAAUGUCAUGAAAGUGUGGAGUUAA